Molecule: messenger RNA, 2388 nt
Organism: Xiphophorus maculatus (southern platyfish)
Lineage: Eukaryota; Metazoa; Chordata; Actinopteri; Cyprinodontiformes; Poeciliidae
Product: cell surface glycoprotein CD200 receptor 1-like
Exons: 6
Coding region: 42-824 (260 amino acids)
Biological process (GO): regulation of neuroinflammatory response
Molecular function (GO): signaling receptor activity
Source: RefSeq, a predicted model, not a curated record
CGCAACAAUCCCUCAAAGGAACCUAAAGACAACCGAAGAAGAUGCACAAAUUGUGGAUUUAUGUUGUGAUAUUUCUUUUGUCCAAGGAGGGGUUUCUAACUGAAGGAACUACUAACUCAAAUAUCACUGUGAACACAACUACUUCACCUCUAAAAGUUUAUGUUAACAGAAAGGAAGUCUUCAAUCUUGGGAGCGAUGCUAGACUCAUCUGCAACAACAGGACUCAGACUAAGGCAAUUUUUGUUAUCUGGGACAUUAAACUGAAACACAAAGCCUGUAACAUCUCCUUUAGCAAUGAGGAUCAAAACAUUAACACCUGCGAUGAUGGAAAAUCAAUACAAAACUCAACCGAUCAGUGGUUCCUGCACAUCCCAAACUUUUCAGCCAGUGAUGUUGGAGCUUACAGGUGUGAAUCAACUUACACAGGAGGAAAUGAAAAUUAUAAGAUUGUAGUGGGUGUCACAGCUCCUCCUGCUGUAUCUGGCUGGUUAGAGCGAAGGGACAAGAAGAUUGUGGCUGUGUGCAGAGCUGAAAAAGGGAAUCCUGCUGCCAACAUCAGCUGGAGUAUCAGAUUAUAUCACUCAGUGACACAGCAGAAUGACCCAGAUGGAUUUGUAACUGUAGAGAGUCAGUUGGAGAUCCCUCAACACAUUGAUGCAAAAUACUUGACCUGCCAUAUCCGGCACCAGUUUUGGGAGCAGGAGAAGAUUCUAAUGCCCAAAUUCAGAGAGUUUCCGCAGUGGAUACGUAUUGUUGUGGUUUUCAUCAUAAUUAUUUUAGGAUUAUUGAUUUUUGCUCUAAAAAAACGGAGAUGUCUGCAGUGAUUCAUAAAUCAAUUCAUCACCAGGAACCAUGACACGGCAGCCAUUUUUGUGCUAGAAGGUGUCACUUUUUGUGUUAAUAACUGUGUAAAUUUGUUGGUCAGAAGGAGCAAACUGUGUUCGCGCCAUUGUUUUGAUUCAUGUUGGAUGAUAUUGGAUACGAAGAGAAUCUGUGGAACAGAAAAUAAAAUCAGUGGAGAGCAAUGGAUGUUCAUGGUGACAGAAUUGGCCAAACUGGAGUUUUUGGUCUUUAUCACAAGUUCUCAUUCAUAACAGCCUCGUCACAUCAUACAUGUCCAUCAAGAAAAUCUUUGACUUUAAGUAUAGGCUCAACCUCUUCACCUGUUUUCUACAUUAAUUAUAAAAAAUGAUUUAUUUGACGAAGGGCAAUGCUGUUUUCUCCCCCUGCUGCUCUUUGUGUCAAUUACAGCCAUUGCAGUUCAUAUGCAUGUUAUUAACUCUUUGCUGUGUCAAUAUCUGUGAUGAUAUUUUCAUCUGUUUACAUUCCAGUGCAACAUAUUUUGUUUUGUUUUUUUUAGAAUUCUCGUUAGUCAAUUGGUAUACAAAGCAAUGACUAAAAUGUGUCACUCUAACUGUGGAUAACCCUCAUCAUCAGUUUGGGAAUGUAGUUUAUAAUUUUUUAGCCUUGAAACAGAGUAGCAAGAAAAAGUAAGUAAUCCAAGAAAUAAUUUCUCUUCCUGUUCCAGCCAGGAAGAUCUGUCAGCCACAAAUUAAUAUGGUUUUUUUUUGUUUGUUUUUGUUUUUUUCUUCUACUUGAAGUUAAUUUUUAGCUUUUAUAUCAUGUUAAAGCAUCUAAUUAGAGCAUAGAGAUUUUCAGUUUGUUUUUUUCAAUUACCUUUAAGCUAAUUUCUCUUUGGCGAUUUCAUUAUUCAAUGAUAUGGUCAAUAAUUAAAGCUUAUUGUAUUAAAACAAAUGAUUCCAACCUUUUUUACAACAUUAUUGUGCAAAAAUGACAAAUAUCUAGGGAAAAAAUAUUCUUUUUAAUCAGUUAACCAAAAGGAUGUGUUAAAUGAAAAUGACCAAAAGGGGGCAGUGUAGCUGCAGGGAUUGUUUUUAUUUUUACCUUUGAGUUCAUCAAGUCUUUAAUAGACUAUAACUUUAAGUUUUACACAGUUUUUGCUGGCAGCAAAUUAUUAUCCUAUAGCUUGUUGAUAAAUGUGCUGCAUUUUAUUUGUUUUAUCUGAAACAAUUUGUCACAUGACUGCGUUAUUACUGAAAUCAGCUAAUUUAGAAACAUGUCCUAAAACUGAAUGUAUCACUAUGUUAGUGUCAUAACAAUUUCAUCAUACACAGUUUUUCCUGGCAUCUCAAGUUCUCAAAUAUGUCAGCUAAAAAGAUCACAGUAUGAUCUUUUUUGUUGUUGUAAAAUAGGAAUAAUAAAAAUGAUGUCAGAAGGCAAAGACGCCUGACACAAAGGAAGAAGCAGCUCGAGACUUGUGAUUUUUUCUGUAACAUUGAAACGCAUUAAAAGUCCGUCCUAUUUUACUAUCUCCAAAAUGUUGUAUUAUUUGGAGCAGGAUUUUCACAGAGGUCUUGGUAUUCUUGU